Messenger RNA from Saccharomycodes ludwigii, 2661 nucleotides. Its product is annotated as Zn(II)2Cys6 transcription factor domain-containing protein. The transcript has a single exon. Bases 1 to 2661 code for a protein of 886 amino acids. Gene Ontology annotation, molecular function: zinc ion binding; DNA-binding transcription activator activity, RNA polymerase II-specific. Gene Ontology annotation, biological process: regulation of transcription by RNA polymerase II. The record is from RefSeq and is a predicted model, not a curated record. Lineage: Eukaryota; Fungi; Ascomycota; Saccharomycetes; Saccharomycodales; Saccharomycodaceae.
AUGAAUAAUGUCAACAAUUAUGACCAAACGAAUGCCGAAGAUGGUUCUAAUAAUAAUUUCCAUAAUGAUGAAGUAGAAAAAUUCGAUAUGGAUCCAUUUAGUAUAAUGUCCAGUUAUUAUCAUUACAAUGAUGUUCAAUCUAACAUUACUACUUCUAAUAAUAAUGUUACUGAUUACAAUAGCUCAAUUUUCCCACAAUUAAAUUUCUCGGAACCUAAAACCCAGCACAUUCAACAACAACAAAUGAAAGAAGAAGAAGAAGAAGAAGAAGAACCAAUAACUUUGGAACAGUAUCAGGAUACUUAUGAUCUUGUACCUAUGGAUACAGCUGAUAUUUUAUCUAUAGAUACAACUGAUACUUGUAUUACUAACAACUUUCAUGUUACAAUAGACGAAACUAAAACAGAAAAGAACAAUAAAAGAAGUAGACACACAAAUUCUAGAUAUGGCUGUACUAAUUGUAAAUUAAAAAGAAUUAAAUGUGAUGAAACGUUGCCUGAAUGCAAUAAUUGCCGCAAUGCCAAACUGAAAAAACAAUUGCUCAUUCCUGCUGAUAAUUAUACUCGGAAUCAUAAUAAAAAACCAUGUUCAUUUACCGAAAUGACACCGUUACAACUGAAAAAAUUAUCUGAAUUACAAAAUAAAAACCGAUUAUUAAAACUAAAAGUGGUCAACAUUAAAGAAAAUGUCUACCCCAUUGUCAAGAAACGAAUCCCCGUUUUUAUCCCUAGCGAUACUGAAAUUGAGCUCAGGGGAAGAUCAUCGAACAACGUGGACAUAAAUGGUUCAAAAAUUAUCUAUUAUAAAGUAAGCGAAAUACCUAUGAUACCACAUUAUCCUAUAACAGUUCCAGCGCAUCAAAAAGUGCCAUUUGGCGGAGUUGAACUCAAAGAGGCAAUUAUGGCGAGGAUUUUAUAUCAAAAUUCUUUAUCCAGUGGAAUAAGUUAUGCAAAUGAAUCAACUUUAGACGUGUAUCUCAUACCAGUUUUGCACAACCUAGAAAACAUAUUAAAAAAAAAAUUAAUGAGAUUGGAAGAGUAUUUCAAGCUGGUAGAUGAUAAAAAUAAUAUUAGCUAUAUAAAAGAAUCAAAAUAUAUAAUACACAGAGAGAGACAGUGCUUAGAUAAAUUACGGAGCUUGAGCAAGACCAAAGGAUUGUCCUCGUUAAGGACACUAUUAGACAAAGUAAUUCAAACCAUUGAAACAAAAAAUACAUUGGUUCCUACUAGGUUAAGUACUUCUCUUUGUUGUAUUUCCUCAGUUUUUGAAUUUACUGAACUCGGGUUGGACAUGGGGAGAUUAACUGAAAUCCACUAUACUUCAAUGGUAGAAUUCAACGCAAAUAUAAUUAAAAGCUAUAUUAGUAAUGCCAUGAGUAUUGAAAAAAUUGACAAAAAUCCAUAUUUAAGGGUGCUUUCUUUUCAAUAUGCUACCAGCGCUAUAUAUUACCCAAGAUACCCUGUAGAUUGUUUGAUUGAACUUGAAACGAUUAUUGACAUGUUUGCCAAAGAUUUUAUACUAGAAGCUACUAAUACUUGUUUUAAAAAAACUUUGGAGAAGAUUGGAUAUGAUUAUUUAUUGUUACAUGAUUUUUUUGUUUGGUUUUAUAGUAACGAAUUUUUCCAAAAAAUGGACACUAGUAGAGCUUUAACUUUGCCAGUGGACAAAAUAAUUGAAUUAAUUUUUAAAUUUAAUAUUAUUAUACCUGGGGAAGCCUAUUGUAUAAGCUCUCUGGAUGAGAGCGAUAAGCUUUUAUCUAUUAAGAAAGUGUAUUAUAGUUUUUAUCAUACUUUAGGCACAAUAUUAGUUAAUAUGUUUCCAGAAAUUAUUUUUUUACAAAGGGCUGAAUUGCUCGGUCCAUCAAAUUUAAAUGGAUUUACGUUCAGCUCGUUGUUUAAAAAUUUGCCGGAAAAUUCGUUAAAAUUAUAUGCAGAAUAUUCAUUCAGAGCAUAUUCUUUUCUCCGAAGACGAUGGUUUAUUAUUAUAAUGUUCCCUAUUACAAACUUAAUUCCUGAUGGUUUCGAUGAUAAGCCAGAACAACGAUAUAGAGCUAGAGUACUUAGGAAUUUAAAAGAAGUGCCAAUUAAAUCUUUUACUACUAGUGUGAUUAAGAGAGAGAAUUACUUUCAUGUGGAUCCCCUGAUCACCAUACCUGAAGAAACUUCAGGUGAUGGAUAUUUUUAUGUUAUGCCAGUAAAUGAAGGCGCAUUUUAUCGUACAGAUACUAAUAGUACUUCUUCACCAAAAAUGGAACCUUCCGAUAUAUUCUUAACUAACAGUUAUUCCAACGCUCCUAAUCAUCCUGUAAAUGGUGCGUACAAUGAUAAUGGCUUAAAUAACGGAAUUACGCACUAUGAAUACGUAAAUUAUAUAGUCACAAAAUGGCGCAACUCUUUAAGCGGUACCAACUAUACUACCACAAAUGGAUUUAACGAUUGCCCAAAAGAGAAAAGCAAAAGAUGUGUUUUACCCACUGGGUUAUACGAUUCCGAUUACGAUAUAAUGGAAAGCGAGUUGGUUACUUUACAAUAUAGUACACCUGUACUGGAUUUUAGCUUGAUAAAUAAAAUAAAAAAAGAUAGAUCUAUGAUCUUAUUUCAAGAUGAUCGUAUUAGUAGUACACACAAUAUUGAAAAGAAUCUGAGCGCAUUUAUCGUAUAA